GCUCAAGAUGUUUCUUGCUGUGUUUAACCUCCUUUACAUGCUCCUUUUUGUUCAUCUGCCAAACCUUGCCACCAGACUGGCCUCUGAUGACUGAUGCAGACUGCACAGGGUGCUGGCCAGCUGCUUAUUCAAGCCUUGACCAGAUACAGCUAAGGCCUCUGUGACAAUACAUUGAGAAAACUCUUGCAGGUUUUCCUGUGUUAUGUCAUCUUGGAACUUGCUGUUGAAGCUCAUUACCUUUAACUUGUGCUCUGAUCCACCUGCAGGGCCUGUUGUCCAUUCUUCGGAGGCUGAAGCAGUCUCCAGAUCAGGAGGUGCGCUUGCUGUUGUUAGGCCUGGACAAUGCUGGGAAGACCACCCUGCUGAAACAGAUGGCAGCUGAAGAUAUCAGCCACAUCACCCCUACUCAAGGCUUCAAUAUAAAGAGUGUUCAGUCUUCUGGCUUCAAGUUGAAUGUUUGGGACAUUGGGGGUCAGCGCAAGAUCCGCCCCUACUGGAGGAACUAUUUUGAGAACACAGAUGUGCUGAUCUAUGUGAUUGACAGCUCAGACAGGAAAAGGUUUGAAGAGACAAGUCUGGAGCUGUCUGAGUUGCUGGAGGAGGAGAAGCUUGCGGCCGUGCCACUGCUAAUCUUUGCCAACAAGCAGGACCUGAUGACAGCCACCCCAGCCUCGGAGCUGGCAGAGAGUCUCAGUCUGCACACUAUCCGGGAUCGCAUGUGGCAGGUCCAGGCCUGCUCAGCACUCACUGCUGAGGGAGUUCAGGAUGGCAUGACCUGGGUUUGCAGAAAUAUAACAUUUCGGAAGAAAUAAUUCAGGAAGCAGAUCUGUGAAGAAUUCCAGUUGCACUUUACAUUUGACCUAUCCAGUUUUUUUUUCCAGGACAAGAAGGUAACAGUUUGUGUUUGUUUUUUUUUCAUGACUAUGACAGGAAGUAGAAACUGUACAGUGAUUCCACACUAACUUCUUAACCCUGUCAAAUCAUAU
Molecule: messenger RNA, 986 nt
Organism: Toxotes jaculatrix (banded archerfish)
Lineage: Eukaryota; Metazoa; Chordata; Actinopteri; Toxotidae
Product: ADP-ribosylation factor-like protein 3
Exons: 5
Coding region: 372-812 (146 amino acids)
Biological process (GO): cilium assembly
Cellular component (GO): cytoplasm; microtubule cytoskeleton
Molecular function (GO): GTP binding; GTPase activity
Source: RefSeq, a predicted model, not a curated record